This is a messenger RNA of Morone saxatilis (striped sea-bass), 3716 nucleotides long. RefSeq lists its product as uncharacterized. Lineage: Eukaryota; Metazoa; Chordata; Actinopteri; Moronidae. Gene Ontology annotation, molecular function: semaphorin receptor binding; chemorepellent activity. The record is from RefSeq and is a predicted model, not a curated record. Bases 559 to 2988 code for a protein of 809 amino acids. The transcript is spliced from 14 exons. Gene Ontology annotation, biological process: negative regulation of axon extension involved in axon guidance; semaphorin-plexin signaling pathway; neural crest cell migration.
AGAGCUGCCGGAUAAUCGCUCCCUGCCGGAGUUAGAUGUGGAGUGAACGUUACAGGUGGAGCACAAAAAGCGUCGAGACGGAUUCAAGACCAGGAAAACAGCGACAGGAGCGGUCACAGCGGUUUCUCAUGUAGAGCCUGACAACUCCCGAAGUGGGCACCAUUAAGAUGAUCUCCUCCAGCACCCCUCACCAGUAGCAGGGCAGCAUGGCUUCUGCUCCUCCUUCCACAGAGGACACCAGUGGCUCAUUAGCACUGCGCUGGAGGCUGACGCCGACAUAGAUACUCACCACGCAGGACACCGACUUCAGACCGAACCGAAGCAGGCUGAGCUGCACUCCAGUUAACCACACGAAUAAACUACCUUUAGAGGAUCUUCAAAAACAAAGAUGACUUGUGCCAGAGCGGCACAUGUCCAGGACAGUGACAUCCCAACAGUGUAACAGUAGCAACCUCUGGACUAAGACCUUGGACCAUGUUCUGUCUUUGAUCGGGUGCUUUGGUGGCAGAGCUGGACUGUGCAGCUCUUCCACACUUAGACAAACCUGGACUCUGAGCCAUGUCUCUUCUCUCAGCCCUGAGCCUAGUCUGUGGAUUGAUGCUCCACGUUUCCUUUAGUGCACUCAACACUCACUACUGUGUCCCGCGAAAGACUGUCCCCUACCAGAACGAGCUGAAGUCGUUCAGUGAAGAGGGGAUCUUCAACUACUCCACUAUGCUAAUGAGAGACGACCUUGGUGUGGUGCUGCUGGGGGCCAGAGAGGCCAUAUAUGCUCUGGACAUCAACAACAUCUCUGUCAGAAAGGCUGCGGUGUACUGGCGAGUUACAGAGGAGAAGCAGAGGGAGUGCACAUACAAGGGAAAACAUGCCGAGGUGGAAUGCCGCAACUACAUUCGAAACCUGCACCGAGUGAAUGACACUACAAUGUAUGUGUGUGGCACAAAUGCUUUUAGCCCCACCUGUGAUUAUAUGACGUUUGCUAAUGGACAGCUGAGGCUGGAGGGAAAGCAGGAGGAGGGAAAGGGGAAGUGUCCUUUCGAUCCCUUCCAGAGAUACUCCUCCCUCAUGGUUGGAAAUGACCUGUAUUCUGCUACAUCCAUCAACUUCUUGGGCUCUGAGCCUGUGGUUCUGCGCAGCUCAGACUUGGCUCUCCGUACUGAGUUUAAGAGCUCCUGGCUCAGUGAGCCAAACUUUGUCUACAUGGACUUUGUUGGUGAGAGUUUUGAUAAUCCGGAUGGUGAUGAUGAUAAGGUGUACUUGUUCUUCAGUGAGAAUGCCAUGGAGUAUGACUUCUACAGGAAAGUUGCGGUGUCUCGAGUGGCCCGUGUCUGCAAGGGCGAUAUGGGCGGCCAGCGGACACUGCAGAGGAAAUGGACGUCGUUCCUGAAAGCUCGUCUGGAUUGUUCCCUCCCUGAACCCAGCCUGCCCCCCAUUGUCCAGGAUGUCUUCCUGCUGAAGCACAGGGACUGGACAAAGAGCGUCUUCUACGCUGUCUUCACACCCCAGUCGAGCUUGUCCCAGGCAUCUGCAGUAUGUGCAUACAGUGUGUCUGCCAUUCGAGAUAUUUUCAACGAGGGCAAGUUUAAGACACCUGUUGCUGUGGAGACAUCUCACGUCAAGUGGGUGAUGUACACUGGAGAGGUGCCAGUCCCCAGACCAGGAGCAUGCAUCAAUAGUGUGGCACGCAAAAUGGGAAUGAAUCGUUCUCUGGACCUUCCUGACAAAACCCUCCAGUUCAUCAGGGACCGGCCCCUUAUGGACGAAGCUGUUCGCCCUCUGACUGGAGGGCCGCUGCUGGUCAAGAGGGGACCUUUGCUCACACGGAUUGUAGUGGACAGUGUGUUGGCACUGGACGGACAGAGAUAUGACGUCAUGUUCAUUGGCACUGAAAAUGGUUACGUUCAGAAGGCUGUCAACUACGCUGGAGAGAUGUUCAUCAUUGAGGAGAUUCAACUGUUCGAAAACCCCGUGCCUAUUAGCACCCUGCGCCUCUCCUCCAGCAAGGGCCAACUGUAUGCAGGUUCAGACUUUGGUGCUAUCCAGAUGCCGGUGAGUAACUGCAGCCGCUAUGACACUUGUGUGGACUGCAUCCUGGCCAGGGAUCCUUACUGUGCCUGGGACUUCACCACCGAGCAGUGCUCCCCAGUCUACGGCUUCUCAUCCUCCUCAAAUACUGCAAUACAGAGUUUGAAAGAGGGAAACGUCUCACAGUGUCCUCAGCCAGAUCCAGUAGCAGCUGUGGACUUUACCCUAGUUCCAGAGAACAACAUUCAGCUGCCUUGCCAGCUCCACUCCAAUUUGGCGCAGGUCCGGUGGCGAUUCGCCGACCAAACACUUCACUCCAACAACAAAUACUACAUCUACAGCGGAGGCCUCCUCAUCCUGAGUGCCUCCGAAUCGGACGCUGGCCUGUACACCUGCGACUCUGUAGAGCAGAUCAACGGCAGAACAUACAACCGGACGGUGGUGGUUUAUCAAUUGCAGCUCUACUCUGGCCCAGGAGUUGGGGACAGCACUCCUUCUGGCAACGAGGUGAUAGAUUACUCGGACUCUAUUUACGGGCAGACUACGGCUGCACCGGAGUUGGUGACGAAGUCGGACAGUGAGGACCCGUUGUCCCCUGAGAAUCAAAGCGACACUAGCAGGGUGACUCGUUUGGAAGUGGCAGUGGGUCUGCUGUCACUGCUUUGCCUCUCUCUGAUGGGGGUCAUAUUUUGGAUCUGGAGUCAAGGACGUUGGGAAUGCUUUAAGCUUGCGCAGCGCUCCAGUGAAAGCGAGGGGAAAAGGCAGUCGGCAGAAUACAUGCACAUCCCGAACAGAACUUCAGAGAUAAAGCUCCUGGGGCCCGAGUCUGGGAGACCUUGCAGUGCCAAUAAUAAUCACUCCACUGUUGACUUCAAAGGGAACGGGGAGCACCACUUCACACCUAUGGCCAACAUUUCAAGUCUGGACGGCCUGGGAUACAUAAAUGAUGAGUCAGAGAUUUGACUCUGCUGAGGCGUAGAAUUUAGUCUGAGGCUGACGACUAAGUGCACUAAUUAUCUUCCUAUAGGUGCGCUAUUGUAGAAAAGAUUUUCAUUAUAAAUUCUUUUCAUUGGUGUCCUGUGUCUCCUUGCCAAUUUCUGACACUGUCUAUCAUUUCCAUACUCUGACUGGGCAGCUGAUGUUCACUGAAGACUUUUUGUUUUUCUAUAAAUGUAUUUUUUGUAUGAUAAAUUGUGAAAACAUUUAGUGUAAUAUAUUGUGUACAGCCAAGACUGUUCCAACUAUUUAUUUGUUGCAAUGAAGCAAUUAUAUUACCUGUGAUCUAAGUCUUGUAAAUAGGGUUGACAACACUUUGACUUUUAAUUUCCAGGUGCAUUUAAUUUUAUGGUUUAUGUUUAUUUAAGACAAUCAAUCAGAGAGCAUACAGCUCAGUCUUGGUUGUGGUAAUGAUUGAUCAAUAGCCUGUACUACUAUUUUAUUUCCGGGUGGUUACCUCUGCAUUUAAGCAUUCAAAUGCCAGUGACAAAGACAUGAGAUUAUUUCCCUCCAGUAAAUGUUAAGUCUUCAUUUGCAGUGAACUAACAGGAUUGGAUGUACAGUACGAACGUGGAUGCACAUUUCUGUCAGUGAAUCAACUCAACAGAGGUAAGGCACAGAAAAGAAUUUAGGCUUUUGGUGUCAAACGUUGGAAAAUGCAGCCCCUGUUGGUAAUAAUAAAAACUUAAUUGGGA